This is a messenger RNA of Pseudonaja textilis, 401 nucleotides long. NCBI's taxonomy places the organism in Eukaryota, Metazoa, Chordata, Lepidosauria, Squamata, Elapidae. The record is from RefSeq and is a predicted model, not a curated record.
GAUAUUUUGCUGGCUAUAACUGUGGCGAGUGCAAAUUUGGAUGGACAGGGUCCAAUUGUGAUGAAAAGAAGCCUCCAGUGGUCCGGAAGAACAUCCACUCUUUGACAAAUGAAGAGCGAGAGCAGUUUUUAGAUGCUCUCCAUCUUGCCAAGGCUACUAUCCAUCCUGACUAUAUGAUUGCAACCCAGCAUUGGUUGAGUCUGCUUGGUCCCAACAGAAAUGAGCCACAAGUUGCAAACUGCAGCAUUUAUAAUUACUAUGUGUGGCUUCAUUAUUAUUCAGUCAGAGAUACUCUAUUAGGACCAGGCCGUCCAUUUACAGCGAUAGAUUUCUCCCAUCAAGGCCCUGCUUUUGUUACCUGGCAUAGGUAUCAUUUACUACUCUUAGAAAGAGACCUGCAG